AUGACAAUUGCAAAACAUUGGAAAUACAACGACAACGAGGACAUUGUGCUAACACAACUAAAGGGGUUAAUUGCGUCCAAUCCCUUCGUCGAGCUUAUUGUUGAUGAGAAAGUUGUUUUUAACCCUCAUUCAGAUACUUCUAAAAAAAUUACCCUUAUAAGUGGUGGUGGGGCAGGGCACGAGCCUCUACAUGGUGGGUACGUCGGAGAGAACUUGUUAGAUGCUGCAGUGAGUGGCCACAUAUUUGCAUCACCCUCGACAAAACAGAUUAUGGCUGCUAUCAAGAAAAAGUCAGAUAAAUCGAAGGGGACCGUUAUCGUUGUCAAAAACUAUACAGGUGAUGUAUUACAUUUUGGAUUGGUUGCUGAGCGAGCAAAAAGUGAAGGAUACAAGGUUGAAUUAGUGGCUGUUAGUGAUGAUGUCGCUGUAGGAAGGGAGCAAAACAAGAUGGUGGGAAGAAGAGGUUUGGCAGGAACUGCAUUGGUGCAUAAAAUAUUGGGAGCGGCUUCUGCAGAGGAGAAUUCAGAGUUGAAAGCAGUGGCUGAUUUAGGCCACACCGUGAAUGAGAACUUGGUGACUUUAGCUGCUAGUUUGGACCGUACAUCUGUUCCUGGUAAGGCAGAGCAAGACAUUGAGUUUAAUGCAAGCGACGAAGUUGAAUUGGGCUUGGGCAUCCAUAAUGAACCAGGAACUAAAAUUAAGCCUAUUCCCAAAUUGGAUGAUUUGAUCAAAGACAUGCUUCACAAAUUGUUAUCCGCAGAGGAUAAAGACCGUCAUUAUGUUGACUUUGAUUCAAAUGAUGAAUAUGCGCUUCUUGUGAAUAAUAUUGGGGGCACAUCCUCAUUUGAGUUGUACGCUAUCACUGAGCAUAUCUUACAGAAUUUGCCAUUGAAGAAGAAGCCAAAGAGAAUUUUAGUUAGCGAUUUCGUUACAUCAUUCAAUUCACCUGGGUUUUCAAUCACACUACUUAACUUGAGUAACAUUGACAAGAAAAAGAUUGCGUAUUCUUCGAAGGAUGUUUUACGGUUUUUGGAUACUCCAACAAAUGCACCAGGCUGGAAACCUAAAUUGUACCCCUCAGAAGACUGGGAUGAUCAACUGGAGAGGUUUGUCGAGUCACCAAUGAAACAUCAGUCAUUGUUGACCUCUGAUUUGAAAGUUGACGCAAACUCCUUUGAAAAGCAGUUGAGGAAUGGUUUGGAAAAUUUACUAAAGGAAGAACCAAAGAUUACCCAUUAUGACACUUUGGUUGGUGAUGGUGACUGUGGUGAGACAUUGGCCGCGGGUGCUAACUCAAUUCUCAAAGCCCUCAAGGAAAAUUCACUGUUCAAGGAACAUUUGUCGGACCCAAUCGCUACACUUUCACGAAUUACCGAGUUUGUAGAGGAUAGCAUGGGUGGAACAUCUGGUGGAAUAUACUCUAUUUAUUUAACAGCGUUGGUUCAGUAUUUGAAACUGGCGGAUAAAGUUGACAGUGCAGCAGUUGCAAAUGCUUUUUACAAGGCAUUGCAUGAUGGGUUGUUCAAGUAUACAAAGGCUAGAGUUGGCGGCAGAACAUUGGUUGAUACUUUACAACCAUUUGUCGAUACGUACCACGAGACAAAGGACUUGUCGAAAGCUGUUGAAUCUGCACGCAAAGGUUGCGAAGAAACAAAGAAUUUAGAAGCUUCAUUUGGUAGAGCAAGUUAUGUUGACAAAAAGGAGUUUGAAGCUGAAGGCGGAAUUCCCGACCCGGGUGCUGUUGGGUUGCUCGCUCUUAUACAAGGAUUUACUAAGUGA
Molecule: messenger RNA, 1779 nt
Organism: Lodderomyces orthopsilosis Co 90-125
Lineage: Eukaryota; Fungi; Ascomycota; Pichiomycetes; Serinales; Debaryomycetaceae
Gene: DAK2
Product: dihydroxyacetone kinase
Exons: 1
Coding region: 1-1779 (592 amino acids)
Biological process (GO): glycerol catabolic process
Cellular component (GO): cytosol
Molecular function (GO): ATP binding; glycerone kinase activity
Source: RefSeq, a predicted model, not a curated record